Lates calcarifer (barramundi perch) is the source of this 2741-nucleotide messenger RNA. It is a transcript of the gene tgfbi, whose product is annotated as transforming growth factor, beta-induced. The transcript has 17 exons. Gene Ontology annotation, biological process: cell adhesion; extracellular matrix organization. Bases 114 to 2153 code for a protein of 679 amino acids. Lineage: Eukaryota; Metazoa; Chordata; Actinopteri; Centropomidae. Gene Ontology annotation, cellular component: extracellular matrix. The record is from RefSeq and is a predicted model, not a curated record. Gene Ontology annotation, molecular function: cell adhesion molecule binding.
GUCGCUCCUGGAUCCUGGGGGGACUGCGGACUGCGGAGCGGGACGAAGAGGAAGAGAAAACUGAGUCUGAGCAGCAGCAGGAUUUUUAGUCUUUUAUUGAUCAGAGAGAGAAGAUGAAGGCGUGUGUUCUGGUCCUGGGUCUGGGUCUGGCCCUGGUUCUGACGGUCUGCGCGGCCCGGUCUCCGUACCAGGCGGUCCUGCAGCACAGCCGGAUCAGAGGCCGACUGCAGGGACCAAACGUCUGUGCCAUGCAGCAGAUUAAAGGCACUGAUAAGAAAUAUUUCACCAACUGCAAACAGUGGUACCAUCGCAAGAUUUGCGGAAAACCCACGGUGAUCACCUACGAGUGCUGUCCUGGUUAUGAGAAGAUUCCUGGAGAGAAGGGCUGUCCUGCCGCGCUGCCUCUGGUGAACAUCUACAACACUCUGGGUGUAGUCGGAGCCUCCACCACUCAGAUGUACACCGACCGAGCCAAACUGAGGGAGGAGAUUGAAGGUCCAGGAAGCUUCACCUUCUUCGCCCCGAGCAACGAGGCCUGGGCCGCUCUGCCCACGGAGAUCCUGGACGCUCUGGUGAGCAACGUGAACAUCGAGCUGCUGAAUGCUCUUCAUUACCACAUGGUGAACCGCCGCCUGACCUCCGAGGAGCUGAGACACGGAUCCUCCUUCGCCUCCAUGUACCAGGACUUCCAUGUCCACAUCCACCACUACAGCAACGGGAUCGUGACCGUGAACUGCGCUCGUCUGAUCAAACCCGACCAACAUGCCACCAACGGUAUUGUGCACGUGGUCGACCGUGUCAUCACCGCUGUCUCCAACAAUGUGCACACGCUUAUUGACGUGGACGAGGACCUGGAGACACUGCGUACGGCCAUUGCCGCCACAGGUCUGACCGCCAUGUUGGAGGAGGAGGGUCAGUACACCAUCUUCGCUCCCACCGACGAGGCCUUUGAGAAGAUUCCUCAGGAGACCCUGAACAGGAUCCUGGGAGACCCCGUGGCUCUGAAAGACCUGCUGAACUACCACAUUCUGAAACACAUGCACUGUGCCGAGUCGAUUGUGUCGGGGACACCGAUGGAGACUCUGCAGGGCACCGUGCUGGAGGUCGGCUGUGACGGAGACCAGAUGACUCUGAACGGGAAGGCCAUCAUCACCAAGAAAGACCAGCUGGGAACCAACGGAGUAAUCCAUUACAUCAACGAGCUGCUGAUCCCCGACUCAGCUAAAACUCUCCUGGAGCUGGCUGAAGGUUCGGCUGUUGCCACGGCAACCAAACUGUUUGUCGAAGCCGGUCUGAGUCCCCACCUGACGGGGUCUGAGCCUCUGACUAUGCUGGCUCCUCUGAAUGAUGCCUUCAAAGGAAGUGUGACGAUGACUCCUGGCAUAAAGAAGCUGAUGACCAAUCACAUCGUGAAGGAGCAGCUGUCCUCUAAGGCUCUGUAUCACGGUCAGGAGCUGGAGACGCUCGGAGGACUCAAACUCAGAGUCUUUGUCUACAGAAACUCCCUGUGCAUCGAGAACGCCUGCAUCGCUGCUCAUGAUAAGACUGGACGCUACGCCUCCAUGUUCACCGUGGACAAAGUCCUCGCUCCACCAAUGGGAACCAUCAUGGACGUCCUGAAGGCCGACGACCGCUUCAGCCUCCUGGUUGGUGCUAUCCAGACAGCAGGUAUCACAGAGCUGCUGAACCAGCAGGGGGCGCUCACCUUCUUCGCUCCCACCAACGAUGCCUUCAACGCCCUGCCACGACCCGAGCUCAACAAGCUGCUGCGUAACCACCAGGAGCUGACAGGUGUGCUCAGGUAUCACCUAGGCGAGGGCAUGUUGGUCAGUGGAGGAGUCGGAUCUCACACCAGAGUCCAACCUCUGCAGGGAGAGAAGCUGGAGCUGGGUGUGCGUAACUACACCGUCUACGUCAACAAGGUUCCAGUGGCGGACGCAGACCUGAUGGCGACUAAUGGGGUUGUCCACGCCAUCAACAGCAUCAUCAGACCUCUGCCUCCGAAGGUGGAGAGGGAACAGGCUGAUGGACCUGCAGCUCCGCUCAGAUCAGCUGCCUCCUCCAGGGCGGAUUCCAAGAGCUUCAGGAAUGAUGAUCUUUUCCAGAAGGUGAUCAGGAGCCGCUCCAGCAGGACAAUGAACCAGAGUCAAUGAAGGCACUGCGGAGAGGAGACAGACAACAUCUGAGGAACCAAAGAAGAAGAGAAGCAGGAAGUUCUCACCCUGAAGGGUCAAAGGUCACAAAUUUGAAUGGAGAAAUCCUCUUGAGAUUCUCUCACUGCUGCUGUUUUUUACUGAAGCUUUAAAAUCCAGUCUGUGAAAGGCAUUCUGGGAAAUGUAGGAAACCACUAACUGAACCAAACUAUAAAAAACUAACUUCACUCAGAGAGAUAAACAGUGUGAGAGGAUCUGAGGAGGUUUUUCUUCUUAAGUUCAUGAAGAGAAGAAGAUGAAAUAUUGUUUAUGAAGUUUUUUAACUGAUUUUUUUUUUUUUUUUUUUUACCAAAACCAAUGUUUUAUUUUCUGUGUACUGUAAAAAAAGAAACAACUAGUUUUGACCAAAUGUCACUUUCUGAGUCCAAAGUUUGAAGUUUCACAUGUAAAACUUUUGUAAAGUUUGUUUUUUACUCUGUGGUCCUGCAGCAUGUCGCAGGUUAGAGCUCAAACUAAAGUGACCUGAAGAGUUUUCUUUGUGUUUUUUUGUAAAAUAAAGUUGAGAAAUGAGUUCCAGUGAAAACACAA